UCUCCUCAACUCAACUUAAAUAAUCAUGGCGCUUGUUUUGUUUCCACCGCAUCGUUCGCUGAAAGCAUAGAGGUGAAAUUAUGAGUAAUGAUUAGAAAAGAUUUAAUUCGAAACAUUCGUGUACGAUGUUUCUGUACAUCUUCGAAUUUCACCGAAAGAGCAGUUGACUGGGAUUAUUUCAGUAAUUCGGCAAAUUUGAAAGAAAUAUCUUCCAAUGUCAUAUUACGUAAAGUUCCUUGUGAGUUACAAGAUGCACUUAAAGAACUUCAACAGUUACAUCGAAGUGAUCCUAUAAAAGCAGCAGAGUUAAAAAAGAACAUAACACCCAAAUUGUUUUGGUUUCCAAAUGCUAUGCAUCCGAGAGUGGCAAGAAAUAGAUCAGAAGAACCAGUUGUACUACAUAAAAUGGGUUCAAAAACUGCGUUUACUUAUUUUCCUUCAACUUUUGAUAAUCUUACUAAGCGACUGAAUUUGUUAAGAACGAAAAAUUUAGGACAAAUGUGUGGUAGUAAGAGUUACUUUUUGAAAAAUGACUUGGCUCUUCUAGAACAAUCAUUAAUUAGGUAUGCUGUGGAGAAACUAACUAAGAAAGGGUUCAUGUUGAUGUCUGUCCCUGAUAUAUUAGGUUCCAAAUGUUUUGAAAACUGUGGAAUGCGAACUGAAAGCAAACAUUCACAGGUAUUUAAAUAAAUUCCUAUAUGUGUG
Messenger RNA from Parasteatoda tepidariorum (common house spider), 705 nucleotides. NCBI's taxonomy places the organism in Eukaryota, Metazoa, Arthropoda, Arachnida, Araneae, Theridiidae. The record is from RefSeq and is a predicted model, not a curated record.